GCGACCCAAAUCUCAACCGGCACGUCCGAGUUGCGCGACAUAACCAAGAUGGAGCGGAUAGGUGCGCACUCGCACAUCCGCGGCCUCGGGCUUGACGACAGGUUGGAGCCGAGGGAAAACUCCCAGGGGAUGGUUGGGCAGGCCAAGGCGCGAAAAGCAGCGGGCAUGAUCCUCAAAAUGGUCCAGGAGGGGCGCAUCGCAGGACGCGCCAUGCUCUUCGCGGGCCCGCCGUCGACCGGUAAAACCGCCAUUGCGCUAGGCAUGGCACAGACUCUAGGUCCAGACGUUCCUUUCACCAUGAUCGCCGCAAGCGAGGUCUUCUCGCUCUCCAUGUCUAAAACCGAAGCCCUCACCCAGGCAUUCCGGAGAAGUAUUGGUGUGCGCAUCAAGGAGGAGACGGAGAUCAUUGAGGGCGAGGUGGUCGAAAUCCAGAUCGACCGAAGUCUUACUGGGGCAACGAAAACUGGAAAACUUACUAUCAAGACGACGGAUAUGGAGACUAUUUACGACCUUGGGAACAAGAUGAUCGACGCCUUGUCGAAAGAGAAGGUCACUGCCGGCGACGUGAUCUCAAUAGACAAGACGUCCGGAAAAGUGACAAAACUUGGCCGGUCAUUCGCGCGGUCAAGGGAUUACGACGCAAUGGGGGCAGACACGAAAUUCGUGCAAUGUCCAGAAGGCGAGAUCCAGAAGCGCAAGGAGGUCGUCCACACGGUCUCGCUGCAUGAAAUCGACGUCAUAAACAGCCGCACACAAGGUUUCCUUGCACUGUUCGCAGGAGACACCGGGGAGAUCAAACCCGAACUCCGCAACCAGAUCAACGCGAAAGUUGCUGAAUGGCGAGAGGAGGGUAAGGCGGAGAUCAUCCCAGGCGUGCUGUUCAUCGACGAGGUGCACAUGCUCGACAUCGAGUGUUUCUCAUUCUUGAAUCGUGCGCUCGAGAACGAGCUCGCACCCCUUGUUAUCAUGGCCUCGAACCGCGGCGUCGCCCGCAUACGUGGGACCAACCUUCACAGCCCCCACGGUCUGCCUCCAGAUUUGCUCGACCGAGUCUUGAUCGUGAGUACGCAGCCGUACACGCCCGAGGACAUCCAGUACAUCAUCAAGAUCCGGUGCGAAGAGGAGGACGUUACUCUCACGGAAAAGGCUCUCGGCAUCCUCACACGGCUCGCAGCGGAGACCACGCUGCGGUAUGUGCUCAACCUCAUUUCAUGUGCACAAAUGAUCGCCAAGAAACGCAAAGCCGAGUCUGUCGACGACGUGGACAUCCGACGAGCAUACGUGUACUUCUUCGACGAAAAGCGCAGCGUACAAUGGAUCAAAGAGCAGCAGCACAGGUUGGUCUCGGAGGAGGGUGUCGACUUCAACGUCAACUCGCUGCCAGCGACUAAGCCUGUUGCCUCUGAGAUCAUGGAUGAGAGCUGAGCGGAGGGUGUAUAGAACGGGAGCGGCCCGUUGUUGUUACUGUACUGUAUCUCGACCAUCUUGUAUUGCAGGCUUGAAUGCGAUGACUACCUGACCGUC
Molecule: messenger RNA, 1524 nt
Organism: Trametes versicolor FP-101664 SS1
Lineage: Eukaryota; Fungi; Basidiomycota; Agaricomycetes; Polyporales; Polyporaceae
Product: TIP49-domain-containing protein
Exons: 8
Coding region: 49-1425 (458 amino acids)
Biological process (GO): box C/D snoRNP assembly; chromatin remodeling; regulation of transcription by RNA polymerase II
Cellular component (GO): NuA4 histone acetyltransferase complex; R2TP complex; Ino80 complex
Molecular function (GO): DNA helicase activity; ATP binding; ATP hydrolysis activity
Source: RefSeq, a predicted model, not a curated record